AUGGCCGCUUACUAUGACCGUAGAGCAACUUCUAUGGAUGUGAUAUCCGAGCAAGUGAAUUAUGGUGCCGCUGCUGGUGAUAAGGCUGCUCGGGAGCCCAUCAGUCUCUCCCAACCUCCACAACAGCCCACAGCCGCAGCGACAGCCCCAGCUCUGCGUGGCCCA
Molecule: messenger RNA, 165 nt
Organism: Dibothriocephalus latus
Lineage: Eukaryota; Metazoa; Platyhelminthes; Cestoda; Diphyllobothriidea; Diphyllobothriidae
Source: the annotation of a GenBank genome assembly